Molecule: messenger RNA, 2019 nt
Organism: Eupeodes corollae
Lineage: Eukaryota; Metazoa; Arthropoda; Insecta; Diptera; Syrphidae
Product: catalase-like
Exons: 1
Coding region: 250-1767 (505 amino acids)
Biological process (GO): hydrogen peroxide catabolic process; response to hydrogen peroxide
Cellular component (GO): mitochondrion; cytoplasm; peroxisome
Molecular function (GO): heme binding; catalase activity
Source: RefSeq, a predicted model, not a curated record
GGCACUUUGCACUUGGAAAGAUAUUUUUCAAUCUAAUACCCACAGUAGUCGCUUGCUUUGCUUUCGAGAGAACGGUUGUUAUUUUUUUCAAUUAUUAAUAAAUAAUAAAAAACAUAGUUAGUUUAUUACAUCAAAAGAUUGAGAUAAAUUCAAAACAAUAGUUUUUAUUUUCUUUAUUGAAUUUACCAUAUUUGUACACUGUUAUUUUGUAAAUCUACUGCAGAGAGAUAAAUAAUUAAAAACAAAGUCAUGGCUGAUAAAGAUAUAGCAGCAAACCAGUUGGAAGACUAUAAAAAGACCGCAGGUGACGCUAUUCCAACGGUAACUACAGGAUUUGGUGCACCAAUUGGCAUUAAAGAUGCUAGUUUAACGGUGGGUCCGAGGGGGCCUAUACUUUUAGAAGACAUUCAAUUAAUUGAUGAGCUUGCCCAUUUUGAUCGGGAACGAAUUCCUGAACGGGUUGUUCAUGCUAAGGGAGCUGGAGCUUUUGGUUAUUUUGAAGUAACCCAUGACAUAACGAAAUACUGCGCAGCAAAGGUAUUUGAAAGUGUAAACAAGCGCACUCCAAUAGCAGUACGGUUUUCAACGGUCGGCGGGGAGAGCGGAUCAGCUGAUACUGUACGAGACCCCAGAGGAUUUGCAGUUAAAUUCUACACUGAUGACGGAAUUUGGGAUCUUGUUGGCAACAACACACCGGUGUUUUUCGUAAGGGAUCCAAUACUAUUCCCAAGUUUUAUCCAUACGCAAAAGAGAAAUCCACGAACACAUUUAAAAGAUCCAAACAUGGUGUGGGAUUUCUUUUCUCUACGUCCAGAAACUAGUCAUCAAUUUGCAAUUCUGUUCUCUGAUAGAGGUAUCCCCGAUGGUUACCGUCACAUGAAUGGCUAUGGAUCACAUACUUUUAAAUUGAUCAAUGCUGAUAACGUACCAUUUUAUUGUAAGUUCCAUUAUAAGACCGACCAAGGAAUUCGUAAUUUGGACGUGAAGCGCGCUGCGGAACUUUCUGCAUCAGACCCAGAUUAUAGUAUCAGGGAUUUAUAUAAUGCAAUUGCAGCAGGAAAUUUCCCAAGUUGGACAAUGUACAUUCAAGUUAUGACCUUUGAGCAAGCUAAAACAUACAAAGAUAAUCCAUUUGAUGUUACCAAGGUAUGGUCGCACAAGGAUUUCCCAUUGAUUCCAGUUGGAAAAUUGGUGUUGAAUCGCAAUCCAACUAAUUAUUUUGCUGAAGUCGAACAAAUUGCAUUUGCCCCAUCUCACUUGGUGCCAGGAAUUGAACCUUCUCCAGAUAAAAUGCUACAAGGAAGACUCUUUUCCUAUGGAGAUACACAUCGUUAUCGACUUGGAGCUAACUAUUUACAGCUGCCAGUGAAUUGUCCAUAUCGUGUGCCAGUGAAAAACUACCAACGUGAUGGUGCAAUGUGCUUUACUGAUAAUCAAGACGGUGCUCCAAAUUACUAUCCGAACUCAUUUUCCGGCCCCGAGGAAUCUCAACGUGCAAGAAAUUUACGAACUAGAUUUUCAACAACGGGAGAUGUCGACCGUUACUACAGUGGAGAUCUUGAUAAUUUCUCUCAAGUUACCAACUUUUAUGUUAAUGUUCUUUCAUGUGAUGAAAAGAGAAGGUUGGUAGAAAAUGUCGCUGCUAGUUUAAGUGGAGCUAUUCCGGCGAUCCAGGCAAGGGCGGUGAAAAACUUUACUCAAGUACAUCCUGAUCUUGGGUCACAGCUUACUAAGGAAUUGCAGCUAUUGAGUUCAGCUAAAAUGUAAUGUUUUUUUUAAUAGUUAGAGCGGUCAAAUAAUACAAAAAAAAACGAUAAUGUUAAUUAGUUAAACAAUAAAUUAACGUACGUACGUUUUAACAUUUAUGUUUUAAUAAUAUGUAGAUAUUUUAUUCGUAUGUAUGAAUGUAUGUAGAUGAUAAUAUGAUAACACGUGGAAAGGGUAUAUUUUUUAAAGGGUAUUUAUAUAUAUUAAAAGGCUCUGGUUCAAAAAUAAAAACUUUAUUAACUAAAUGUAAAA